Molecule: messenger RNA, 2178 nt
Organism: Echinostoma caproni
Lineage: Eukaryota; Metazoa; Platyhelminthes; Trematoda; Plagiorchiida; Echinostomatidae
Source: the annotation of a GenBank genome assembly
AUGAUUCAAGAAAUGUUGAAUUUGUUUUCCGCUCUAAUAAACACCGAAGGCGGUGCCAUCUCUUCCAAACCACUGACAGAUAGCUUCGGAUGGACUGAAGACGAGGUUUGUGUACAUCAAGAUAUUCAAGAGCUGAAUCGUUUGUUGUUCGAACAAAUCGAAAUCGCUUUGAAAGGGACCACGGAAACUAACUUGAUCAAUGACUUGUACAGAGGUGUUCAAUGCACAAGGGAUGAGUUCCAAGACAUCAACUUAUCUGUGAUGGAUCAUGACUCAGUGGAGGCAUCAUUGGUAGCUCACACUCAACUGGAACGACUUACUGGUGAGAACCAGUACUUUUGUGAAGCAUGUCAAUGCAAAGUGGAUGCGGUCAAAAAAGCCAAAUACAAUUUGUUCUCGAUCGUUCUGCACGUGGGAGGCAGCACUGGCGGUGGACAUUAUCACGCGUACAUCAAAGAUCCGUAUGGAACGGUGCGAGAAAGCAACAAGGAUAGUGCAUCGGCAAACGGAGAGCAUGUGUGCAAACCGAUAGAGAAUCCGAUUAAUGAGAGAGAUCACAAUACUGGACGCAAAAAAGUGGCCGAGGGAGAUUUCCACUCAAAUAUACAACCAUCCCAACUGUAUACAAAAAUUCCAUUUAAUACUGCUUAUUCUCCGGUCAAAGAUACCAGUGACAAACCACAUUCCAAUGAGCAUGUCAGUUGGAAGCCACAACCGUCCGGAGGUAAUGUGAACCGCCUACCCAGCCCGCCUUUGCUGUCCAAUCUAACCACUCUGGAUAGGAAGGCAGACCAAACAGGUAAACAAGAUCUCAGUCUGGGACGGAAGAACUUGUUGAAAAUGGAAGAUCGCGCUCAGCAUUAUUCUAGAACGUCAUCGUACAGAAAUGAAAUGUCCAAUGUCGGUACAAUUUCGGAACUUGUUGGUCGUCUGAAGAGCGCACUUUCCAUCGAGAAUGACGUUGGUAUGAAGGAUAAAGGUAAUAAAGCGAUCGAACAACGUGUUCGCACGGGACAGCUGACGAAGUCAACAACUCGACACAAACGAUUUGUACCCAAUUCAAGCUACGAGUGUGAUAAGAAACCAUCCCCAAAACUGUGCCGCAAGAAGCCUCGCGAACAGGUGAAAAUCCCUAAGCCAUCACCCCUUACUCGGCAACUUCGAACAAGUUCGUUUCGGGAUGGAUCGCAGGCAGUUCCGUCUAAGAGUGCAAUGAAGUCUCGAAAACCACGCAGAAUAGUAUCAACGGGGUUUCCAGCACUCCAGACCAGUCAGCAUAACAGUGGAUCACAACAAACGGCUUCGUCCACGACAUCCUCUUCGGGCUCCCCCGUAGUCGGCAGACCAAGCGAAAAAUGUGCGAUCCCACCGAUCCCGGCCUAUUCAUCCACUCGUUGCGGUUGGCGUUCUCGAUUGUUUGAAGGCGUUUCCAGUGAGGAUGCUCACAAUUCGAAAGUUAUCCAGUCCGAUACGACUCGCCCACCAUUAUAUUGUGGUGAUCCAAUGUGUUCCUCGUCACCUGUUCUACAUCGAAGCGCAAUAACCACUGAUCGCACUCUGUUUUCUGACGAUUCAUCUGGUUUACUGGUACCGGCAACUCUGUGCACGACAGAAUUUUCACAAGAACCCAAUGAUAAUCUGAACAUUGUUCCGGCUAUGCAGCGAAUGGAUGCGAAAUUACCAUCUAAAUGGUCUUAUUCUUGUGAGAUGAUUACCGGUUUAUCACAGGUAAACAGUCGAACAACCCUUGUAUCUGGUAGGUCAGCCAAUGCGAGUGAUUGCUGUGACGGGAACACGUUCAACCGGAAACCGGAUUCAUUUGAACACAAUGUGAAAGUGGUCGAAGAAGAGGAGAAUGGCCCAUCCAGACAGAAAUUAAAUGCUUUCAAUACAGACACUAACCAAGUUACAGAAGAAGUCGAAAUGGACGAAUUUAAUCAAAGAGGAAGAAAACCAAGAGAUGAACCAAAGGUGGAAUACCCUCGAUCAAGCAGCUCGACCGAAAUACGAGUACGUCAGACUGAGGUGGUGAUUGGUCGUUGGUUCGAUUUUAAUGAUGACUACAUUGUUGAGGUUGAUCCAUCCAUGUUCUCUCGUGUCUUUGAGGGUCCGGAAUGUGCCUAUAUGUUAUUCUACAGACGUACAAACCUACCCAGUCCAAUUAUGACGAGCAAAUGA